AGCGCAACCGAGCCACAGUCCUCCACAAAACCAAAUUCGAGUAGCAGCAACUAGAGAGCUGGUCGUCGGGGUCGUCGUCGUCGUCCGAUAUUUUCCUUCUUUUGGACCAUUUUGGUGGCUGAAUAUCUUCGCGGAGAAUCGUUCAAUGUCCCCCGUACGGGAACGCGCGAUCGUUUUGUUUGGUUUCUGUUCGUCGUUUCCGGAAGCGGGACGAUAAUGUGUUUGGAAGACUGGUAAAAGCGUAAAACUCUAGUGUGGAUUCCCUCUUUCGGUACUGCCCUAUGUGACUGGCAGCAGGAGUCGCGAUCGCAAAGAAAACUUGCCCUCUUCUGAAGUGGCGAGGGUGGUGCGUGUUUGGUGGGACAAUAAAGAAACUAACAACACCCACCAGAGGCCUUGCAAGGUGGAAGACAGUGUUUCGGCAGCAGCAGUAACCUUUGGAAUCGCCUUCAUCAUCGCUGAGGAUUAAAGUGUUUUGGUUCCUGAGGUAGUGCAAAGCAUAGGAAGAAUACCAGAAGUCAGUGUUUACUUUGAUGGCAUCGCCCGGAUAGAAUCCGCAGUACAUACCAGUUCAGUGAGUGUUGUCUCUAGAAAGUUUCUACAUCAAAGAGCCAUUUGUGUGUUGUUGGAUAUCGCAAGCCGACCGCGAAGAGAAAUAUAGCCCAGAAGUGUGUCCCAGAAAAAGAGAAUCAUAAAUCUACUUUGAACGUGUGAUUCGGGCCGCUGGUUGUCGUGUCUGUCCAGCCAGGGAAGAGGCACCCAAAGUUGUUAUAUGUUGGGAAAGCGGAGAAGAACAAGUGAAUUCCAGCCGCCCGCAGAGCCGAAGAAGCAUUAAAAAUUCUGUGUGCGUGCUAGUCCACCCCUAUACCCAUAUUACCUUGCGGAAGAGAAGAAAAAAAAUAAGCUGAAAGUGUGUUGGAAGAAGCUCUAGAAGAGGGAACGAAAAGCAUCUCGUAACAAAAGUGUAGUUAGUUGAUUAGCACAAGGCAAGGUAAGAGUUGUGAGUGAAUCAAAGGAAGAAACAGAAAAAAAACACGGCAACCCACAAUGGGCAACUGUUUCAGCAGUAGUGCCAAAACCGAUCCCAAGGAUCACCACCAGAUCGGGGCCGGGCCGGGUGGCAUCGACAGCGAUCCGGUCAUGCCGAACAAUCAGGUGGCCACUCCGCCCCAGGAGCAGGCCAUCCGGCAGCCGAUGCCGGCCAUUCCCGACCCGGGCAGCGAUUCCAUUUCGGCGGCCAAGAUUUUCGUGGCACUGUACGACUACGACGCCCGCACCGAUGAGGAUUUGAGUUUCCGCAAGGGAGAACAUCUGGAGAUUCUGAAUGAUACGCAGGGAGACUGGUGGUUGGCCCGCAGCAAAAAGACACGACAGGAAGGAUACAUUCCAUCGAACUACGUUGCCAAAUUGAAAUCGAUCGAAGCGGAACCAUGGUACUUCCGAAAGAUCAAGAGAAUAGAGGCGGAGAAAAAGCUGCUGCUGCCGGAAAACGAACACGGUGCUUUCUUGAUCCGUGACUCGGAAAGCCGCCACAAUGACUACUCGCUGUCAGUACGAGAUGGCGAUACGGUGAAACACUACCGGAUCCGACAGUUGGACGAGGGAGGCUUCUUCAUUGCCAGGCGAACCACAUUCCGGACACUGCAGGAACUGGUCGAACACUACAGCAAGGAUUCCGACGGUCUGUGUGUGAAUCUGUGCAAACCGUGCGUCCAGAUUGAGAAACCGGUCACCGAUGGACUGUCGCACCGCACCAGAGACCAGUGGGAGAUCGACCGGACGUCGCUCAAGUUUGUGCGCAAGCUCGGUUCCGGCCAAUUCGGCGACGUCUGGGAAGGCCUCUGGAACAACACGACGCCGGUGGCCAUCAAAACGCUCAAGUCCGGCACCAUGGACCCGAAAGAUUUCCUUGCCGAAGCGCAGAUCAUGAAGAAACUCCGACACAACAAACUGAUCCAGCUGUACGCCGUCUGCACCCUGGAGGAACCGAUCUACAUCAUCACCGAACUGAUGAAGCAUGGCUCUUUGUUGGAAUUCCUACAAGGCAAAGGAAGAAACCUCAAACUGCCGCAGCUGAUCGACAUGGCCGCCCAGAUUGCCGCCGGUAUGGCGUACCUCGAGCAGCAGAACUACAUCCAUCGAGAUUUGGCCGCCCGCAACGUGCUCGUCGGGGAUAACAACAUCGUCAAGAUUGCCGAUUUCGGCCUCGCAAGAUUAAUCAAAGAAGACGAAUACGAAGCCCGAGUGGGCGCUCGGUUCCCGAUCAAAUGGACAGCACCGGAAGCGGCCAACUACAGCAAAUUCUCGAUCAAAUCGGACGUCUGGAGUUUCGGCAUCCUGCUGACGGAGUUGGUCACUUACGGUAGAAUACCGUAUCCAGGUAUGACAAAUGCCGAAGUGCUGAACCAGGUCGAGCACGGCUACCGAAUGCCACAGCCACCCAACUGUAACGUGGCCCUGUACGAGAUUAUGCUCGAGUGCUGGAACAAGGACCCCAUGCGGCGGCCAACCUUCGAGACCCUACAGUGGAAGCUGGAGGACUUCUUCACCAUGGACCCCAGUGAAUACAAAGAGGCGGCACCGUACUGAUAAAUGGUGCACGAUAGCGCUAACUUUGCUGCAAUCGACGUCGCCGUCGCCGUCGACUCCGCCACCGUUGAUACUAUUGCUUCUAGUACCGCCAACAACGCUCCAGCUGUUUCUAUUACUACUGUUGCUUCGACAUCUACUGCUACUACUACUACUGCUGCCGCUGCUACUGCUAGUGCUAUUACUGCAACUGCUGUCUCCGUAUCCAAUGCCGGCGGCAAAGUGCGCCGUCGAAAGCCGCAGCAGCCGCAGAAACGUCAGGUAUUACUAUUUAUUUGAAUGUCUCUGAUUCGACGCUCUGAUACAGAUCUAGUACUUCAAUUCUUCCAUAUUGCUUUGCGCCCCAAUAAUAGUUGCACCCGUAAAAAUGCGGCGUUUUAGGUUGUGCCCCAUUUAGGUUAUACCGCGAGUUAGUUGAAUACAAACGUUAGACCAGGACCAUUCUAGUACUACAAUAAGCUAUCCAAUCUUAUUCUACUACAACCGGACUAGCUGCGAAGCUAUCGUUUUACAGUGACACGAAUACAUUCUCUGAAUUAAGAAGCCAAAUAUAUAUGUGUGUAUGAGUGAGUAUCCAAGUUCCGUUCCUUUCCGCUCGACCAGCAUCCCGAAUUGAUCGAACAAGAGCGCUGAGCUGAGAAGAUCGGCCUAAGUGUGAAAACAUCACUCGUAACUCUAUAACUCAAUAAUUAUUCAUUCCUGCUGUUUACCGAGAAGAAAUAGAAACAGAACAUUUUGCGAUACUAGUACACUAAAACGAAUCGGAAACAAUCAAUAAGUUUAAGAUUACUAAGGCACGCGUUACAAGGCUAGGAUUCGGUUGAUAGACAUUGUUUAAGAGACUUUGCAUACAGAAACAGGAACAACUUUACUUUAAAUUUAUAUACAUUAUUACAAGAAUCGAAAAAUGGUGACACAAGCACGGGAAAUCGACAAAUGUGUUCGUUUUUAUCAGUAGUAAGAGUCAGCUACCCUCCAUUAUUCUACUACCUAAAACCUCCCAACCCAAUUAUUCUAUUACUAGUUUUAUCAUUUUCAUUAGGUUCUAGUACUGCAAAUACUAAAGGGAAGUGUUUAUAUCCUCCUAUUAGUUGAUUAUAUGCAAGAAGCGGUAUUAUUACAUAAUAAUAAUGAUUUUACAACUAGGGCUGUUUGCUGUCCUGAGAGACUAGUUUCGUCGCCUUUCUGUUACUUUUGGACCCUUAGGAAAAUUUUCAUUUGAUCAUGGCUCGGAACGUUGGCAUAGACGACUUAUCUCGAGUUUGCGAUUGACCUUGAAUUUAACGUUUGUGGAUUUGAAAACCUUGUGUUUAGACGACCUAGCUAAUAGCUAAUGGCCGACCGAAUUUCGCUCACUUUCUGGUAAGGACCAGCCGAUCUGACAUCUGACCUUUCUGGUUUGACAGUUGAUCGAUAAGAUUGAUGAUCGGUUUCAUCGAUCAGCUGUCAAACAACUCCAGCCAAACGUCGUAUCGGCUGACCCCUUCCAGAAAUUGAGUACAAUUUUGAAAGUUUUUUUAAUGUCCGAAAAAUUAAACUUGCAAUGUUUGUGAAAAGAACAAGGUCGUCAUUUCUGCAAUUUAAAAAAUCUAGAAAAUUAAACUGAGAAAUUUUAAGUUUUGGCACAAAGAACUCUAGCGGCAUUCAGCACCGGAUACUCAAUUCUGUUGUACAUUUUGUAUACAAGACACACAAAAAAAUGCGCAUUUCUCUUCAGCAUUUUGACUUUUGGAUUUUCCCAAACCUCAAUUUUACGAAACGAUCCUUUCAAACUUUCCUAACCUCAAUUUGAUGAAACGGUUAAGACGGCUAAUAUCUCACUCAACUUGUAAAUACCUUGAACUUUAAGCCAACAGAGAAAAACAAUUUGAAACAAUGAAUAUAAAACUUUUAAUGUAUAAAAAAAAGAAAACGAGAUACAAAGAAGACAACUCAUUUGAAAAUGAAAAUUUGUGUCGUGAGAGAAGGAGAAAACAAACUUAUUAAACAAACAAAACAAUACAUCAUACAAAGAAAAGAAUAUUUUCAUAUAUUGAAAUAUUGUCGACAGACACCUGCGAAACGUCGAACCCACACAAUUGAAUGACCCUUCGGAUAUAUGAGUGACACAUGGUGACAGACACUGAAAAAAAUCGUCCCGCUAAUUUUGAUCUUCAUAAGCGUAUAAAUUUUACGUUGCCCCUUUUUUCGGCACCCGUCUCAGUUCACUAGGUAGGUAAAGCUUCUUUUUAGUAAAAAAAAAAACGAAAUUGAAGAAAAGCGGCAACGCAAAGAAGAAAGAGCUACGAUUAGUUUUUUUAUGUUUAAUAAUAUUAGGCAAUUAGACUGAAACAAAUAAGAUCGCGCACUCUAGCUAGCCAGUUAAGCUACCACCAAUUCAUUCGUGCAUGAUUUUCUUCUCCGCCUCCGCCGGCCGUGGUGUAUAAAUCACACAGUUGUUUCCAUAAAGUGCAACGUUUUUUUUUUUGUUUAAGGUUAUGUCAUGCCCGUCCCGCACGCUCGUAUGUAUGUUAUAUUGAUAAUUAUUAUUCCUGUCAUCACAUUUUGCAUCCCAUUUUUAUGUUUCCAACCUCGUUCUAAUUUAUUCAUCUCGUUAAACAAUGCACACAUACAAAAACACACACACAUACACAAGCGCGCGCGUUAAUUGAUUUCUAAUUCGUUGAAAAUUUGUUUCCCCUUUUGCACCGUCCGUUUCCGGACCGCUUCGAGGUGUAAGUGGAAUUUUUAAAACGUUGUUCUUAAUGUUUAAAAUGAAUUCUUGCAAUUUGGAUUAUAAUAUAUAAUCGGAGUAUUUUUCGCAGUAGGAUAACAUUUGACCAUAACCUCAAAAUCGAAGCGUUAUUGUACGCAGGAAUGCAAGAAUCCCAAAAAUAAAUUGCCCGUAAUCCUCAAAAGUACACAACGUUAUACACUGAAAUAAAAACAAA
Aedes albopictus (Asian tiger mosquito) is the source of this 5519-nucleotide messenger RNA. RefSeq names its product tyrosine-protein kinase Src42A (gene Src42A). Gene Ontology annotation, molecular function: signaling receptor binding; non-membrane spanning protein tyrosine kinase activity; ATP binding. Lineage: Eukaryota; Metazoa; Arthropoda; Insecta; Diptera; Culicidae. The transcript is spliced from 10 exons. Bases 1048 to 2589 code for a protein of 513 amino acids. The record is from RefSeq and is a predicted model, not a curated record. Gene Ontology annotation, cellular component: extrinsic component of cytoplasmic side of plasma membrane. Gene Ontology annotation, biological process: cell differentiation; cell surface receptor protein tyrosine kinase signaling pathway; protein phosphorylation.